This is a messenger RNA of Sungouiella intermedia, 666 nucleotides long. The record is from the annotation of a GenBank genome assembly. Lineage: Eukaryota; Fungi; Ascomycota; Pichiomycetes; Serinales; Metschnikowiaceae.
AUGGGUGCACUCACCCUAGAUAAAGCACUUCUACUGCUAAGAGACUUCCUUGUGGUCUGGAUCAGCCAGAUUCUCUACUACAACCACAUUUACGAAGAUAACGCGUAUGAAAAACGCCAGUAUCUCGACGUGGUGGUGACCCAGAGCCGUGUGCCGGAUCUCAGCAAGUACUUGGAAUCGUUUGCCAAUCUGAUGGUACGCGUUUUGGUGGAGAAGGCCAGCGGAGGAAAAGUUCACGAGGUUAUUGUGGUGAUCUACGAUGAGUCAAAAUUACACGUUCACAAGCGGUAUGUGGCCAACUUCAGCCAGUUUGUGGGCCUUGCAGAUAAGAUCUCUCUGAUGGACUUUCUUGAUGGAGCUAUUGAUGUCCAUGUAGCCAAGGUGAAUGUUCCAGACAUGACAUGGACCAAUCUUCACAAUAGUAUGCGGAGCAUGAUGUUUUACCAUGUGGAGGAGCUCAAGCGCACAGAGGAGGCUGCACCCAAUGACUAUUUCUUCAAGCUAUUGCUCAAUGUGGAUGGAGAGGUGCAGCUAAAUUCUAGCGAUACUACAUGGGUCCAGCUAACUUCGCAGAAUGAUUCCAGGCCAGCAAAAUACGUGCUGGUGGGCGAGAUGGACGUGGGGUUCUUGUGUUUUGACCUCCAUAACGAAUAUGUAAUGCGCUGA